GCUUCUUCUUCACAUCCCUGUUUCCUCUCUCUCUUUCUACUCUAUUCUACCCAUCAAUCUCAACAAACACUUCUCUCUCUCCUUUUCAUAUCCAUUACACAUAUUCAUAUCAUUCCAAAGUAAUCCCCACAAAUCAUAUCAUCCUCUCCAUCCUUCCUUCUCACAAUCUCUCCAAACUCUAAAUCUCUCUCUGGGUAGUCUUACUUCAAAAAGACUCCCCAAGUCCAAAUGAUGAUGAGGAAUCCGGAUAUUGCUACGGUCAAAGACAGGAACAAGCCAAAUAAUGCAUGUGGAGGUAAUAACAACAAACAGAAGCUAAGAAAGGGACUUUGGUCUCCUGAUGAAGACGAGAAGCUCAUAAGGUAUAUGUUGACCAAUGGACAAGGAUGUUGGAGUGACAUUGCUAGGAAUGCUGGUCUCUUACGUUGUGGCAAAAGUUGUCGCCUUCGUUGGAUCAAUUACUUGAGGCCUGAUCUUAAACGCGGUUCUUUCUCUCCUCAAGAAGAAGAUCUCAUUUUCCAUUUGCAUUCCAUUCUUGGUAACAGGUGGUCUCAAAUAGCUACUCGGCUUCCAGGAAGGACAGACAACGAGAUCAAAAACUUUUGGAACUCAACAUUGAAGAAGAGGCUUAAGAACAACAACAACAACACUUCUUCAGGUUCAUCACCUAACAAUAGUAAUAGUAACUCUUUGGAACCAAUAGAUCAACAUGUGGACAUGGGAGACAACUCAAAUCCAAUGAUGGAUAACUAUCAUCAUCAAGAUGACAUGAUGAUAGUGGGGAACUCCAUGCGCAUGGAUUCUUCCUCAUUCAGUUUUGCACCCGUGGUUGGUGGUGUGGGCUUAAACGGUCUUGAUUCAUUGAUAUCAGUACCGGAUCAUAACCAAUAUCAACAACAUACGGGAAACACAGGGACCAACGUUAACGGGUUAGGAGAUUAUGGAAGCGCAAUUAUUGAUCCGAUCAGCAAUAGAGCAUCAGUAGAAAGUGAAUGGUUUCUUCCCCCGUCAGAGAAUACCAAUAUCAUUGCUUGUACCACAAGCAACAACCUAAACUUAGAAGCCCUUGAUCCUUGCUUCAGUAGCAAAUAUAUGUGUCAUUCAGAAAGCUUCAAAGUAGGGAACAUUAUGGGUAUGGAGAAUAGUUCUUGGGAAAUAGAAAACCCUAAAAUUGGAGACUGGGAUUUGGAUAGUCUCAUCGAUAACAACUCUUCUUUCCCCUUCCUUGAUUUCCAAAUUGAAUGACAAAUAUCUACUCUUGCACUAUAUUUUCUUUUUACUCAUUGGUCCAUAUACAUUCUUCAAUUUCCUCUAUAUUUCUUCCUAUCAAUGACGGUAUAUCCUCUUCUAUACCUUUUUUUUU
Molecule: messenger RNA, 1363 nt
Organism: Raphanus sativus (radish)
Lineage: Eukaryota; Viridiplantae; Streptophyta; Magnoliopsida; Brassicales; Brassicaceae
Product: transcription factor MYB83-like
Exons: 2
Coding region: 229-1245 (338 amino acids)
Source: RefSeq, a predicted model, not a curated record